Molecule: messenger RNA, 511 nt
Organism: Nannospalax galili (Upper Galilee mountains blind mole rat)
Lineage: Eukaryota; Metazoa; Chordata; Mammalia; Rodentia; Spalacidae
Product: cytochrome P450 4F6-like
Exons: 2
Coding region: 128-511 (127 amino acids)
Source: RefSeq, a predicted model, not a curated record
GGGUCUCCCUUAGCCUUGCUCUGUAUCCAAUCCACACAGUCCCUUGCCCCUCCCUGCCUAGGGACUCUGGAAGCCUGUCCUUCUCCUGAGCCUCAGAAUCUCACUCUCUGUCCAUCUGCUCUGCAGAAUGCCACAGCUGAGCCUGUCCUGGCCGGGACUGGGGCCCUUGGUGGCCUCCCCAUGGCAGCUCCAACUGCUGGCUGGGGCCUCCUGGCUCCUGGCCCGAAUUCUGGCCUGGAUUUACUUCUUCGAUAUCAACUGCUGCCGCCUUUGCUGCUUCCCUCAGCCCCCUAAACGGAACUGGUUUUGGGGUCACCUGGGCAUGAUGCAAAGCAAUGAGGAUGGAAUGCAGCAAGUGGCUGAACUGGGCCUCUACUUCCAUGAUGUCCACCUCUGGUGGGUUGGACCCGUCUUCAUAAUCCUGAGGCUCAUCCACCCUAACUUUGUUGCCCCCCUGCUCCAGGCCUCAGGUAUCUCUCCCAGAACCCAAACUGCUGGCCUUUUAGCCUAG